Molecule: messenger RNA, 3248 nt
Organism: Apus apus (common swift)
Lineage: Eukaryota; Metazoa; Chordata; Aves; Apodiformes; Apodidae
Gene: FHL5
Product: four and a half LIM domains 5
Exons: 6
Coding region: 174-1034 (286 amino acids)
Biological process (GO): positive regulation of transcription by RNA polymerase II
Cellular component (GO): Z disc; nucleus
Molecular function (GO): transcription coactivator activity
Source: RefSeq, a predicted model, not a curated record
CUCAGCCUUCCUCCAUCCAGCCAAAUUCUGAUGGGACCCUCAAAUAGCUCUGGCAAAGUGUUCUGUUUCUUUUGGAUUUGAGGAAUGCUAGUUUCUGUGAAGACAAGUAAUUAUUUCUUCCUUUAUUUUGCUGCACAAGUUACCAAGAGAAGCAGCUUAAAACCAAAUAUCACAUGGAGAACCCUGCCAGAAUGACCAGCAGUCACACAGACUGUCAUUACUGCCUGCAGUCCCUUCGGGGAAGGAAAUAUGCAUUAAGAGAAGAAAAUGCUUAUUGUGUUGCAUGCUAUGACAGCCUGUUUGCCAACCCCUGUGAAGAAUGCAAGCAACCUAUCGAGUGUGAUUCCAAGGAUCUGGCCUACAAAGGCUGCCACUGGCAUGAGGGGUGCUUCAAGUGUGCCAAAUGCAGUCGCUCCCUGGUGGAGAAACCGUUUGCUGCCAAGGACGAGCUCUUGCUGUGUACUGAGUGCUACUCUGAUGAGUAUUCAUCUAAGUGUUUUCACUGCCAGAAGACCAUUAUGCCUGGUUCCCGUAAAAUGGAAUUUAAGGGAAAUUCCUGGCACGAAUCUUGUUUUGUUUGCCAGUAUUGUCGGCGGCCUUUGGGAACACAACCACUGAUCACCAAAGAUAAGGAGAACUACUGUGUACCCUGUUAUGAGAAGCACUUUGCCCACCAUUGCUACUCUUGCAAAAAGGUAAUCACUUCUGGGGGAGUGAGCUACCAUGACCAGCCUUGGCAUAAAGAAUGCUUUGUGUGUGCUGGGUGUAAAACCCUGCUGACUGGACAAAGGUUUAUUUCCAAAGAUGAGUACCUGUACUGUGUAGACUGUUUCAGCAAAUCAUAUGCUAAGAGAUGUGCUGCUUGCAAGAAACCUAUUACAGCUCUUGGAGGUGCCAAAUUUAUCUCAUUUGAAGAGCGCCAGUGGCAUGGGGAAUGCUUUAACUGCAUGAAAUGUUCUGCCUCGUUGGUGGGCCAGGGAUUCCUCACUGAGCAGGAUGGUGUCCUUUGUCAGGAAUGCGGCUCUGCUUCCUAGCUCUGUGUAGAGCUCUACAGCUGCAUUACUCUCCCUCUGUAAUGAUCUACUUCAUUAAGCUUCAGUAAGAAAUAUCAUAUAAAAUUUAUAACAUUUAUUUAGUCAUUCAAGCAACUUUCCAAAAGCACUCUCAUUUUAUAAUAGUUCUUAACUGCUUAUAAAAAAAUAAUAAUAAUUAAAAAAAAAAUUAAACAGCCCCAUACUGGUUAAGAAAAUAAUGCAGAAAAUAUUGCUAUUAAAUAUUCAGUCUAACUACAGUAUGUUUCAUCUGGUAACACACUGCACUCUGCUGUUAGAAGCUUAAAAAUUUACAUUUCAUCUCCCAUGAAGCUAGGAGGAUUGUGAAAUAUCUGUGUGGCAUAUGAUUAAUGUUGAAGCACUAGCACUGCUUCACAGGGACAGACCUUGCUGUGGAAAGCUGUACAUGUGCAUUUUUCUAUUGGAUCAUAACAUUAAUGAAAACUUGUAAAUAUCAACUUCCUCCAUACUCCAGGCAAAAAAGCUAUUGACAAAACAGGCAGAAAGUGGGAGGAGGGGGUACUUUUUCAUAGAGGGCCACCAAAUAAAAGAGGCCCAUUCCAGGACAAGAUAAAGGGAAAAUAAGGUCAUUUUCCUCUCCUUACUGAGAUUGCUCCUUGGAAACACAGUCUUCAGUCAUCCAAAAAACUGAGCAAUAGGUCUUUUCCCGUAAUUGGUUAACUGUACUUCAUUUUUCAGGCAUAACUGCUUUACAACAUAAAUAAAUAAUUAUUUAAAUAAUAAACAUAAAUAAUAAAUAUUUGAGCUGCUAUAAGAGGUGAUUAUUGCCUGAUUGGACAGUGCUGAUGUACACUUCCCUAUAGCUAGCAUGCCUUAAGAUUCACUAGACCUUCAAAUACACUUGUAAAAUAUAUAUGUUUUUAUUAAUAGACACAAGAGCCUACUCAUACUUUUUCUCUAAACCUUGCAUUUCUCCUCCCCUCAAAGUCUAUUUGCCAGCAAUCAAAGCACUGUUAAUGGCCUUACCAUUUCCACCCUACUGGGUCUUUGACUCACAGUCUACCCCUCUUCUUGUAAAUGCCUGCUUGUCUACAGCAGGCUAAAAGCUCUUCAGAACCUAGACCCAAUUCAUUUUUGCCACGUCACAUGCAUUUGCCAAUAUUAUAUCAGAAAUUUGCAGUGUUGUCAUUGCAAGCUAGGCAGUCCUUGCUUGUAGUAGAAGGUAUUAGUUUCUAGGUACCUGGCUUUGAGAAGGCUAUACCUGCUUGUUGAGCUUCAGCACUCAAGUGUCACUUAUUAAAGGUCAUCUAGAGCUGAGUUAGAAGCACUUCUCUUCUUCCUUCUUCCAUAGGGUAUGUUACAGUGGCCUGAUUCAAGUAACAGUGUCUGUACCAGCUGGUUGGGAACUCCAGUCCUCAUCUCACACAUAUUUAAUCAUAGAAUCCUAGAAUGGUUUGGGUUGGAAGAGACAUAGAAGAUCAUCUAGUUCCAACCCCCCUGCCAGGGCAAGAACACCUUGCACUAGACCAGGCUGCACAAAGCCCUGUCCAACCUGCCUUUGAGCACCUCCAGAGAGGGGGCAUCCACAGCUUCCCUUGGCAACCUGUUCCAGUGCUUCACCACCCUCACAGUAAAGAAUUUAAGCCAUAGAUUCUCCUUUAGGCUCUGACCUUAAGUGCAGAGAGUUAUUUGGCUGACUUGAGUGGGCUUUAUUCGUACUGAAGACAAUCACUACUUUCGGUAAAAAAAAAUUUUAAAAAAAUAAAAAAAAUAGAAUAUGUGUGCGUAGCUAAACCAGAGGUGAACUGCAGUGGCAUAAAAUCAGUGUGGGUAAUGACUGACCAACAAGUACAUAGCAGCCUGUUUUCCAGUCAAUAAAAUAUUGAUCUUUCGCCCUACAUGGUGUUCGUUUUGCGUUUUCAGCUUCUUCUCUCAUGGCAGCUUUUAUUGCAGCCUAGAGUUUGAUUAGUUUAUGCUUUUUCAUUUCAUCCCAGCUGCUUCCUUUUCUGUUUUCACAUUUCACAUGACUGAUACAGAUUCUUGGUAAGACUUGGAUUCCCAUAAAUAGAAAUAUGUUUCAUUGCCUUAAAUAAAUAUAUAUAUACACACACACCCAUAUAAUGGUUCACUGUUAUGUAUGAUGUUCUAAAAAUGUGCACUGAGUUAUCAGAAAUUAUCCCAUCAGCAAAUGUUAAUUGUUUUAAUUUUUUUAAAUUAAAAUGAUGAAUCACCAGA